AAUAAUUUUCUAGUUUUACUGAACCAUUAUUUACUUGGGUACUCGAUGCCGCAUGCUGAAAAUUUACUAAACAGUAAACAUGCAUUUCCAUGUAAUUUAAAUAACGUACGCAAAUUUAGUGUCGCAUUUUUAGGUUAUAAUUAAUAAAGAACCUUCAAUUGAAAUAAAUAAACGAAAAAAUGUUCUAUUUGAUAGGCUUAGGAUUGGGUGAUGUUAAAGACAUUUCAGUAAAAGGGUUGGAAAUAGUUAAGAAAUGUGAUAAGAUUUACCUAGAAAACUACACAUCAAUUUUAACGGGAGGCGUGAAAGCUUUGGAAGAGUAUUACGGCAGAUCGAUUAUUGUUGCUGAUCGUGAUUUAGUUGAACAAAAUGCAGAUGAAAUAUUAUCUGGAGCACGAACUUCAGACAUCGCGUUAUUGGUGGUUGGUGAUCCGUAUGGAGCAACAACACACACAGACUUAGUACUACGUGCAAAAGAGCAAGGUAUCAAAUGUGAAAUUGUACAUAAUGCUUCUAUUUUAAAUGCAAUCGGAUGUACGGGGCUACAGUUAUAUAGUUUUGGUGAAACAGUUUCUAUACCAUUUUGGACGGAAGAUUGGCGACCAGAUAGUUUUUUUGACAAAAUAUGUGCAAAUUUCACUAGAGGCUUACACACACUUUGUUUGUUAGAUAUUAAAGUAAAAGAACCUACUUUGGAAAGUAUGACUAGAAAAAAGAAAGAAUAUAUGCCACCACGUUUUAUGACCGUUGCUGAAGCAGCUAGCCAAAUUCUUCAAGUAAUUGAUAGGCGUGGUGUAUCAGAUGAAUCAUUAGCUAUAGGCGUAGCAAGAGUUGGUGGUUGUGAUCAACAAAUAACAGCUUGUUCAUUACAAGAAAUGGUAAAAUGUGAUUUAGGCGCACCAUUGCAUUCACUUGUAAUACCAGCUUCAAAAUUACAUCCAUUAGAAGAAGAUUAUAUUAAAAGUUUUGUAAAAGACAAAGCUGAUGUAGAACAACUAGAUCAAAGUUCUAUAGAUGCUGACAAGGAUGAAAAAGAAUCUGUGAAUGUAGAAAUUAAUGAAAAACCCGAAAAUACGAAUACAGAGAAGCAAGAAAAUACUGAAGACACCGAGCAGAAGGGAUCAAAUGAAACCUCGAUUGACUCUCAAAUAAUACCAAAUUUUGCUUCUGAAGACGGAAAUGAAAAUUUAGAGACAGUUAAAAAUCAAAAUUCUGAACAUCAAAUAUUAUCAAAAUUAGAUAGCGAAAAUAUAAAUACUAAACAAUCUGAAAUGAUCCCGGUAGUAGAAAAAGAAUGUGUUCAAGUAAUUAUACCGCCUAAAACUUUCCAAGAUAAUGAAGAAAAUGGAGAAGUAGAGAAUGAUAUAAAUGAAAAUCAACUAUCUGCAACAAAAGAAACUAAUGAAACUAAAGGAAAAUUCGAAAAAAAUCCUGGCACUGAGAAUGGACAUACACCCACCAAACUAGAUAACAUCGAAAUAAAUGAGGAGAAUAAGCCAUUAGAACAUGAAAGUAAAGCUGAUAUUGAUAAUUCUAAUGUAGUCGUUACCGAAACAUCAGAAGAAGCUGAGAAUGUCGAUCAAUCUACUAAUAAGGAGGAAGAAUCAUUAGAAGCAAAAGAUGAAGUUCAGCAAAGAGCUUCUGAUACUGCAAGCGUUGGAGAAAAAACUAACCAUAGUUGGGAAAACCUAGAGAUAAAAGACGCAAACGAAUCUCUAUUAAAUAAGAAUGAAGUACCUGCAGAAGGAAUGACUGAGGCGCAUGAUUUAACUGCCAAAUCAAAUGAAACGAAAGACAUAGACAGUGAUGAUGACACUGUAGUUUUAGGAACACCUUCAUUCAAUUUUCCGAAGGAAGAUGAAGAUAAAAAUAAAAAUAAAAAUGAUUCAAAUACCACCCAAACACAAAUUGAAUCAAAUAGCCAAACUACAGAAAAUCCACAAGGAAUGCAGUUUUUUCUUGGUGAAGACAAUGAAAAACAAAAUCCAAAGUCAGUACAAGAAAAUGAAAACGAAAUUUUUCCAAUGGAAUUAGACGAAUCAAAAAAUGACACAGAAGAUGUGGAUGUAUCCAGUCAGAAAAGUAUAUCUGGUCUUGUUUAUGAAAAUCAUCCAGAACUUGAUUUAGAUGAUUCUGGUAUUCAGCCAGAUUCAUUGGAAAUUGACUAUAAACCACUAAAUCACUUUCCAAAUGAAUCAAUAGAUGUAAUUCAUAAUGAAAAUGACUUAAAUAAUAAUGAAAUUGGUAAAGUAGCAAAUAAAAUUGAAAAUUAUGAAGAUGGAAAACAAAGUCGUGAUAAUACCACAGCCGAUACAAUUACAAUUGAUGGUGAUUAUGAAAGUUUAGAAUCUAUACCAGAACCAGAAAUAUUAGCAAAAAUUAGUAUUGGAAGUACGUAUCCGUAUGGUUCACAUGAAGACCUAAGUGAUAAUGACGACGAGCCAAGUGGUAUGAGUAGUUUAACAACUCAUAUUCGUAAUAUCAAUACAGCAGUUUUAAUUAUACAAUCUGCAUGGCGAAAAUAUUUGAAACGUCGAAAUGAGAAAAAAGUCCAUAGCCCAAUGGUGAGUAAUAAUAAGGAACAAUUAUUAACACCGUUGUUGAAUGUAAAUGUUGAAUCGAAUAAUAAUGUUUCUACAAAUAGCACUGUCGAGCCACCAACCAACUCAACGCAAAUUCAUAGUAAUAACGUAACAACUACUGGUAGCGAUACAACAACUAAACAACAUUUAACUGUUUCAAAUGAUUUAAUAACAUCAUUAAAUUCAAAUAAUAUUGAUACACAAGAACAUCGUAUUGUUGAUAAUAUUGUCGAAAAUUCUAAUGAUUUAGAUACGAAUGACGCUGAUGUGCUGAAUUCAAAUGAAAAAAAUUCAUUAGAAAAUUUGGCAAUCAACAACAAAAUUGAAACAAAGUAUUCUACAGAUAGUAUGAAAUUAUUACGUCAAAAUAGACCAUCAACCGCUGAAAUGAAUUUAAAUAAAACAAAAGAAAAUGAAGCUGCAACGAAAAUUCAAGCUGGCUUUCGUGGUUAUAAAGCUCGAAAACAAAUGAAAACCCAAUUAAAACAACAAAUAAACGAUACAAAAGACAUAACAAUUAAAAAAGCUGCAACUGGUGUAAAUGAAAUGAAGACAAAAAAAGUUGAUGACAUAAAAAAUAUUAAAAAUGAAGAGGAGAAUGUAAUAAAAAAAGCUGCAACAACCAUUCAAGCAAACAUUCGAGGAUUUUUAACAAGGAAGAAAAUCAAAAGUGCCCAGGAAAAAUAGUGUGCAACAAUAAAGUUUCAAUUUUGGGGGGACCAGUAUUUUUUUUUUAAUUUAUCAACUUAAAGUGUAGAUAAAAAGUAUACGGGGCAUUUGAAUGCAGGCCCAUGCGCAAGGGACGGGUUUUGGGGGUGAAAACCCCUCCCAUUGAAAAUCUGCUCACAUAAAUUUUGAACAAAAAUAUAGUCCUGUAAAUGCACCCAUUUAUGACACCUAUUUCUACUGACGAAUCAGAUAUCCAUGCAUAUUUUGAGCUUGGUACAUUCUUUGACUUUGUCUUUGAAUCGCAUACUUAAAACAGAUCUUGGCUUGGAUCGGGGCUAUCGAACUAGCUGAUGCUACAAAAUAUAUUUUGAUGCGAAAACGCAUUGCUGGACGAGGUGUCGAAAAAUCACUCUAAGCACCGAUAUUUGCAAUAAAGAUAUGUUUCCGGAUAUCUUCUAAAUGCUUCGGGUUCUGGCAGUUUUGCCUGUGACAACAACGACGAAUGAAACCCUGCGCCGCGUCGUCUCAAAACAUACCUUAGAUAGAGUCUGUCUGAAGAUCGACUAAACGGUUUAGUCUUCGCUUAAUAUACAUCGCGGUGUAGAAAUCGAUGCGCACAGAGUUUUGGAAAAGUUUUUUGUGUACCUCCCAGAAUUAACUGGAUUGAAAAACAGUGACAGAAUAUUAAAUUUUCACCUUAUUAAUGUUAUCUUACUCGAAAAAAGAAUUUCUUGUUUUAUGGACCUUAUGACCUAGCAUGGCGGACAAAAGUUUAAACCCCUCCUUUGGAUAAUUCCUGCGCACGGGCCUGGUACGGGGCAUUUGAAUGUGUUUUCUACGGUACCCUUUGCUUUGUCUUCUCUUGAAAUGAGUUUUUUUUUUAAAGAUGGUUUAAUGAACGAUUUUACGCUAAAAGGUCUUCCAACGUGAUCAUAGAAAAUGAAUUAAUAAGAGCAUAGAAUAUUACGUUAGCUUAAAGAAAUGAUUUAUUGGGCCCCAAAUUUUAGAAUCCUCUGCAAUGCAAAGUUGUUACGCAGUUUGACCAAAAUUAAAUAAACCAAUCUUUUGUCUCGUAUUUCACAAAUUUUUGCGAUAUGAAAUCACAAUCUUACAAUCUUGAGACAUUUUUAAACCAAAAUAGAAAAUUUGAUAGAACAUUAUUUUAUGAAAUUGUACUCUCUCAGACAUAC
Chrysoperla carnea is the source of this 4441-nucleotide messenger RNA. RefSeq names its product homeobox protein 9-like. The transcript has 7 exons. Gene Ontology annotation, molecular function: diphthine synthase activity; protein binding. NCBI's taxonomy places the organism in Eukaryota, Metazoa, Arthropoda, Insecta, Neuroptera, Chrysopidae. Bases 180 to 3269 code for a protein of 1029 amino acids. Gene Ontology annotation, biological process: protein histidyl modification to diphthamide. The record is from RefSeq and is a predicted model, not a curated record.